AUGGCAUCUUCUUGGCUCUUUAGACUGCUCUGUUGUUUGUUUGCAAUGACGGCCAGUACAACGGCCGCUGAUGUGGCUGACAAGUGCGGGCAGCCAAAUGCCACUCGCAUCAUCCUUUGGUCGAUCAUGCGGUCGGGAUCGUCUGCUCUCAGCCGUUCUUUUCUGCAGCGGAGUGACACAAAGGUUCUUUUUGAGCCGUUCGUGUCGGUGUAUUAUCUGGGCCCCGAGCGGGAACACCCCAGGCAUACGGACCUUCCUGCAGACCCACAAUACACCUACGAGAAGAUGUGGGAUCAGCUACUCAACCCCCCAGGCGGCGAAAGCGUGAGCUUUGCCAAGGACUUUGCUGUCACGCUCCCCCGGCGAUGGUGGAGAUCCAAGGAGAUGGCAGAGGUGAAGCACAGCUUUCUGAUCCGACACCCUGAGCCAGCAAUGACUUCCAUGCUCCGUGCCUGCAAGGAUCCAGAGAGUACCGGCUAUUCCUAUUUCAAUGAGACUGAGAUGGGCUAUAGUGAGUUAGUGGCGAUGUUUGAGUACGUCACCAAGGAGUUGCAUCAAGUGCCGCCGGUUAUCGACCACGAUGAUCUCAUGAAGCAGCCUGAAGCCGUGCUCCGCAGCUUCCUAGGUCACCUUGGCCUGGACUUUGACGAGCGCAUGUUGCACUGGACGGCGCCUUUGCCGCCUCACCCGGAGAUUUGGGCGGGUUUCUUCGAGAAUGCAAACCGAUCGACCGGUUUCAAACCGACAAGGGUUGAACGAAAGAGCACCGAAGCUCCCGCAGAGAUUGCGGAUGCGAUAGCGAGAGCAAUGCCAGCGUACAGCUUGCUCGCGAGUCACCGGUUGCAGAUGUGA
Messenger RNA from Symbiodinium necroappetens, 852 nucleotides. The record is from the annotation of a GenBank genome assembly. NCBI's taxonomy places the organism in Eukaryota, Dinophyceae, Suessiales, Symbiodiniaceae.